Molecule: messenger RNA, 1704 nt
Organism: Trametes versicolor FP-101664 SS1
Lineage: Eukaryota; Fungi; Basidiomycota; Agaricomycetes; Polyporales; Polyporaceae
Exons: 3
Coding region: 1-1704 (567 amino acids)
Source: RefSeq, a predicted model, not a curated record
AUGUCUCGCGGUCUCUCCGUUCACGUCUUCAAGAAUGCCCUCGUUUCGCAACCGGCACCACCCCCACCGGCACCUAAAUAUGACCCAGCGCAAGCACGUCCUCCGGCUAGCAACGGCGGCGCACCUUGGAAUCGGCAGCUGAGCUACCAAGCCUCCCGUAACGGCGAGCAGGACAGGAAACAGGCCCCGGUGGCACUUUCCCAGGACCGCCGCCUGGUGCAGGUUCCUCAGCCGGCGAGCCAGCCAUGGCCGGUGGACACAAAGUACGGGAAGUCGCAGUCGAAGGGCUACCUGAUCCAUCCCAGCCCCGAACUCGAUAUGUACAUCUACGAGCGGUCGAUUUUGUCCACGGACGACGGCCUGUCGAGCUCGCCGUCGUCGGACGAGAGCUCCGACCUCGAGCUGUUCCCGGACAACUCGCUGGCGAUGUCGCGGCUGGAGAUCUCGUCGACGCGGGCGAGCAGCAGCACGGAGACGUUGGAGGCGACGCUGCACAACACAAGCCGGAACGCCAUCACGGGUGGUGGCGGUGCCGUGCCUUCCCUCUCUCAGACUCGUCCGCCACUCGCCAUCACCGCUCCACCUCCCCCUCCUCCCUACCCGACCUCCACUCGCCCGCCCCCCGAGCAGAGCAUCCCCGUCAUCCCUGUGCGCCCCACACUCACGCGCACAGAGAGCAGCUACCGUCCCCGCAAGACGAGCAUCUCCCACCCCGUCUACCCUAUCCAGUUUUCAAGCGCAGACGCGCGCUCCGACUCUGACGACAGCACCCUCUUGAACGAAAACCCGGGCGACAUGGUCGUCGACAUGUAUGGCGCCUCCAACUCAAACUGGGGCAUGUCUUCAAGCGUUGCGCACUCCGCGCGCAGUACCACGCCUUUCCGGCGCGACUCAGACUCACGCGCCCCCUCGUCCAGCGCGCCCCCACCCCGAGCGCGGAGGGAGUCCCUCGACACCCAGAUGCGUCCGCCAGCACCGCCGCAGGGGCGGAUGGAGGAUCCGUCGUAUCCCCGCGCGCCCCCCGGGCUCUAUGCCGUUGCUACCCCGCCUGAUACCGAUAACCAGCGCUCCGGACCUGGGCAAUCUCCACAGCGCGGAGCGGCAGUCCCCGCCCCCGCCGGAACGUCGUCCGCCCCUGGGCCGUCGAAUGCGAACACCUCGUCGUCGCGCGCACAGCAACAGCAGGUGCAGAUGCAGAUGUCCAAGUCGUCGUCCGGAUCGCCGACGCAACCCCCGCGCACGACGCCGAGCGUCCGCGCGCCAGAAGCGCUCGUGAGAAGCGACACAUUGACCGGCGCCGGGCCCUCGAGUUCCCCGCCUCGCUCUUCCCCUCCGCGAAGGGACUCCCAGUCAUCGACUACGCAGCCAAGCCCCGUGCUGGCUGAGGGCGUGGUCGUCAUCGCCGCCUCCAAACGAUCCGUCCGUUGGACAGAGAACCUUGUCUGUCCCUCGCCUGUGCCACCUGAGCAACGCAGGAAAGGGUGGUUUAAUCGCCGAGGGGACCAGCUCUGGACAAACGACGGGCAAUUCAAGAUGCCUGAGCCGGGCCAGGAAUACCCGCUCGACUUAGCGCACUACCCCGAACCCAGCACAGGCUGGAUGAACGAAGAGGGUGUCCGCAUCGACAUGCAGCACCGACUCGUCCCUAAGCGGCCGCUGCGCUCCGCCCUCAAGCAGCCCAAGAACACCGUCAACACCGUCUGA